This is a messenger RNA of Monoraphidium neglectum, 1260 nucleotides long. RefSeq lists its product as hypothetical. Bases 1 to 1260 code for a protein of 419 amino acids. NCBI's taxonomy places the organism in Eukaryota, Viridiplantae, Chlorophyta, Chlorophyceae, Sphaeropleales, Selenastraceae. The transcript is spliced from 6 exons. The record is from RefSeq and is a predicted model, not a curated record.
AUGAUGAAGCUGCUGGAAGCUGUUAGGCAGUUUUUCAUGGUGGUUGAGACACUGAAGUUUAGUGUUGUGAGCAGCCUGCACAUUGUGGACUGGCUGCGGCAGCCUAUGGCGGAGCUCAAACUGCGCACAAGCGAGCGUGCAUCCAACAGCAAAACCAAGGCGACGUAUCCAAGGACCUUCAGCGACAUCAAGCCCUGGCAGGAUUUUGAGCCUGGCGUCAACCGCAUGCUGGCGGAGCUGCAGCCGACAACGCACAUGUGCCAGCGGGUGGUGCAUGAGGCGGGUGAAGCCCCGGGCACCCCUGGUGUAUGGGCCGCAGCAGCGGACGAGAGCGAGAUCCGCGGUGCCCUGUUGUUUCACCUCUACCAAGUGACGAGCGUGGCCAAGCGCCUGCUGGGGCUGGACAUGGAGUACGUGGGCAGUGGCAGCGGGCGCAGCAUGGCGUUUCAGGACCUGCUGAUGCGCAAGUCUGGCAGCGGCAGCGACCGCGCCAACCUCAGCAGACUGAUAAUGGCUUCGAUCGAGGUCAAGGGCGCCUGGCAGACCCCGCUGCCCGCUGGCAUGAGCCUCGAUGACGCCCUUCACGACAGCAACCUGGGCAAGAGCAUCAUGCCAGCGUUGCAACAGGCGUAUGGUGAUGCUGUCAUGGACGAGACGCCGUUCUUCAUGCUGUCCACAUACGGUGUCACGUUCUUUCUGAUGCGGGUCGUAAACGACGUGACCAACAAAGUGCUCUUCGCCUCGCCGCCCGUGUGGUGGAAUGGCGCCAGCGGCAUCCCGCCUUAUGCGGCCUGGCUGUACUGCCUGCAAUUGGCAAGCCAGCUGACGCUGGAUGGGCGCAUCAACGAGCAGCCAGCUGCUGUGAAGGUGUUUGAUUUCUACGACGACUUUGCAUGUGCGGACUUCGUGCGAGAGGUCGACGCCUACAUGCAGCUGCAGCCCCUGCAGGGCAGCUGCAUCCCGGAGAUGCUGACAGUAGGGCGCCUGCCGCACAGCGGCCACCCCGUGCUGGCAGUUCGGCUGGGCGAGCCUGUGCAUCAGCCCGUCACACCAGCAGUAGCAGCAGGCAUCAGGCACGCACUGAAGCAGCUGCACGCAGCAGGCGCGGCCCACGGCGACGUGCGGCUGCAAAACAUGCUGAUGCAGCCAGGAGAGCAUGCCCAUGUGCUGCUCUGCGACCUGGAGCGCUGCAUUCUGCGCGCCAACGAUGAAGCGUUGGCCGCAGAUGAGCAGGAGCUUGAGUCGCUGCUGCAGCCGUAG